Molecule: messenger RNA, 240 nt
Organism: Phytophthora nicotianae INRA-310
Lineage: Eukaryota; Oomycota; Peronosporomycetes; Peronosporales; Peronosporaceae
Exons: 2
Coding region: 1-240 (79 amino acids)
Source: RefSeq, a predicted model, not a curated record
AUGAAGACGAUGUUCAUGAACAGCUUCCUGCGGCUGCCAGGAGUUCGUGAGGCGCUUUCUGCGCGGCGCCAGGCCAUGCUUCGUCGUGAAGCAAUCCCUCGUGAGCCUGAGGUUAUUGUUAUCGACGGCGAUGAUGAUGACCUCCGGCCAGCCAAUGUCGACAAAGUGAAUGUGUCACGAAACCCAGAGAAGAUCAGAUUUACCGACACUGGCCCUACUGGCAAGUGCAACCAACUGUAA